Molecule: messenger RNA, 915 nt
Organism: Aureobasidium uvarum
Lineage: Eukaryota; Fungi; Ascomycota; Dothideomycetes; Dothideales; Saccotheciaceae
Source: the annotation of a GenBank genome assembly
AUGAAUCACGACAAUGACAAACCCACCAAUACAAGUACUAAAUCCAAUAAGAAACCAAAGAACAGAAGGAAGGCCGCUCAAAACAAGCAACCUCAAUCUCUUCACCUGUCAGCCACCCUUCCGACGCGAACCAUGGCCGAACCACAGAGGAACGAGCCAGGCAUCUCGGAGAGAAGAGGCAUCAGAUGGCUACCUGAUGAUCACCAACUCGAAGAACCAACUUCCACGCUGGUCCUGACUAGCUCGCGAGGCCAGUUUGUCGAUGUUCGCAUCUCCUGCAAACCAGGAGAGAUAUUGCCUAAUGAAGGCGGCCCAUCGAGUCUCCUCGACUGGGGAAUUGCUGGUAUAUCAACGAGCACCAUUAUCGAAGGACCAUCACUAAAUCAUCCCUCCAACCCACCUCCACCAGCAGACGGCUCAUCAAGAUCUGUCUGCCACUCCACAUUCUCCCACUGGAUCGACAGUCGCACCGACACUCCUGGACCCGAUCAGGGCGAUAUGUACCCCCAACCCAACAACACAACUCUUGAACUCGGUGCAAUGUACAACCCUCUCACAAACUUAGAGCAACCCUACGAAGAAGUGUGGGUCGACUACUCUGCCUCUGCUGUAGAAGGAACACGCUGGAGUGUCGUGAUCGAUCUCGACGAGCCUGAGCACAAAGCUAAAGGCCGUGUUGUUCGCGUGGGUGAACAUUGUCAAGCCAUCCUGAAGGUCGGUGAGCAAACGACUGUUGAGCGCUGGAAGUUCGAAGCGCCAGAAAAGGACAUUAAAGGUGGUUGGGAACGUCUUGCCAGAUUGGGUGAUCUGUAUUUACCCGUCUCGUUGGCAUUUACCCCCGAGAGAGUGAUCGAGGGCAACACUCUGACCUAUGGAGAUUACAAGUGGAUGGUCAAGGAGGUGUAUUCCUGGUAG